AUGGCAACGAGGAUUACUCGUGCGAAGGCGAAGGGUACGAGCAGCACGACUGAAAACCCUUCGUCGACCCGGGAGCCAGUGCGCUCAUCAGCCCCGCAAGGGCUUGCUCGAUUAGAGCAGGACUCCGUCGCCAUUGGCGAUGAGGAGCGACUCGGGAAUCGGGUCCCCGAGGAACGUCCACGUGGUCAAGCUGACCAACGAGAGGACAAUGACGAAAGCCGAGGUCGAAACGACCGAAGGCAUGUGAGUCCGAACAGAGCUGCUGCAGCGAGGCCUGUUCGUCGAAGUUAUAGCUCAGAUGCAGUUACUAGGUACCAAAAUAAUGAAAAUGUGUCAGACGAACUGCGUAUGGCCAUAGAAGCUGUCGUCGAGACGCGAGAUGGCGUAGAAAGAAUUCUGCGAGCAGUCCGUAGCGAAAAGGAUCGCAGAAGGGCUAUUGAUAGCAACACCGAGGAAAUACCGAGACAUGGGCCUUCGACCGCGUCGAAGGGGAAAGGAAUCGACCCAACGAACUGGGGAAACGUUGAUAUCCCCGAAGAUGAGCUAGACAUUCACACACAGCAAGUCAUGCUGGAAGAUGUCCUCGAGAAUGGGCAAGAAGUCACACAUCAGAUAAGUGAAGAAACUCAUGAGGAACCAGCUGAACAUCAGUAUGUAGAUUUACGUGCUGAGUAUCAGAAGGCCAAGGAGCACACAAAAGCGUUACGUGAGAAAAUAAAGGCUAGCUUCCAAACCGCAUCCGCGCAGAACAAUAGAGAAACCCCAGAACAGCCAGUACAAGCCAAUGAGACGACUCCUGCUCCAACACGCGGGAUAUCAACCACUCCCAUGUCAAGAGGACUCGAACGCGCCAUCACUAAGGUCGGCCAACAAGCGCGCACCCACGCGGCUAGAGCCGAAGCGCUAAAACCAGCUAAUCAACUCCCACAAGAUAGCGUACUCGGGCAGUUCUUUGCUCGACAGGGAGGUGGAGGUGGGGGGAAUGACCCAUUUGAUAGUGAUUCCUCGGAUGAUGAGGAUUUACCAAGAGGACCUCAUUUCCCGCCUACCAACCGCCAGCCGCCAAAGAUUUCGGGGCCUGUUGUUCCCGAUAUCGCGGGAAAGGCUGUAUCGACACGUACCGUUUAUCGUCAGCCUAACCCAACUGAACCGAGCAAGUACUAUGGUGAUGAGAAUAUUGAUAAAUACAUGCAGUUUGUACAGGACUUCGAACAGUAUUGUAAGGAAGCAGGUAUCCCGGAAGAAGACCAAGUCAUCAAAUGUGGCCACUUUUUGGGCGGAAAGGCUAGAAGCUUCUAUAGUACAAUGGUAGCUCUAAAUGUUCAUGAAUGGGAUCUUCCCAACUUCCUUCGUGAAUUAUUCAACUGGUGCUUUCCACCGGAUUUCCGUCUCAAACAGAGAAAGAAGCUUGAGAACUUCAGGCAAGGUGGCAUGCUUGUCUCGGAGUAUGCCCAUAAAUUGGAUAUGUUGUUCAGGAUCGUCGGCGCUUCGAGUAAGCGCCAACGGAUUGAUAAGCUGUGGAAUGGAUUGCGUGACGAGUUGCAGUCUGCACUGAGGCGAUAG
Cyclocybe aegerita is the source of this 1563-nucleotide messenger RNA. The record is from the annotation of a GenBank genome assembly. Lineage: Eukaryota; Fungi; Basidiomycota; Agaricomycetes; Agaricales; Hemipholiotaceae.